Molecule: messenger RNA, 930 nt
Organism: Lonchura striata (white-rumped munia)
Lineage: Eukaryota; Metazoa; Chordata; Aves; Passeriformes; Estrildidae
Source: RefSeq, a predicted model, not a curated record
AUCUUCUACUAUUCGACGUCCAUCUUCGAGGGGGCGGGGCUUCAGGACCCGGCCGUCGGCACCAUCGGGACGGGCGUGGUCAACGUGGCGGCCACCGCCCUGUCGGUGGUGCUGGUGGAGCGGGCGGGGCGGCGCGUGCUGCAGCUGGUGGGGCUGCUGGGCAUGAUGGGCUGCGCCGGGAGCCUGGCGCUGGCGCUGACGGUGAGCGGCACCCCGAAAUCCACCCGGGACACCCCGAAAUCCAUCUGGGACACCCCAAAAUUCAUCUGGGACACCCUGAAAUCUAUCCCUGAGAGCCCAAAAUCCAUCCUGGGACACCCCCAAUCCAUCCGGGACCCCAAAAUUCAUCUGGGACACCCCGAAAUUCAUCUGGGACACCCCGAAAUCCAUCCGGGCACCCCGAAAUUCAUCUGGGAGACCCCGAAAUCCAUCCCUGAGAGCCCAAAAUCCAUCCGGGCAGCCCCAAUCCAUCCCGGCACCCCGAAUCCAUCCCGGCACCCCGAAAUCCAACCCCGGGACCCCGAAAUCCAUCUGGGACACCCCGAAUCCAUCUGGCUGGGCGGCCCGUUCUGGGGCGCGGUGGCGCUGGGCUCGGCGCUGGCCUUCGUGGGGUUCUUCGCCGUGGGGCCGGGGCCCCUGCCCUGGUUCGUGGGCGCCGAGCUCUUCCCGCCCGGGCCCCGCGCCGCCGCGCUCGCCCUGGCCGGGCUGCUCAACUGGGCCAGCAACACGGCCGUGGCCAUGGCCUUCCCCGCCCUGCAGGCGCUUGAGGUGAGGCCUCAGGCCCGCCGCGUGCUCCAAACCUCGCGAGAUUUCCCUCAGGGAGCGCGGCGGCGCUGGCGACUCUCGCGAGAUCUCCCCGCGGCACGCCAAGCGCUGAACCCCGCAAAUCCCGCGAGAUCUCCCGAGCAGGGCGGCGCCAUCGCGCCGUAA